Gadus morhua (Atlantic cod) is the source of this 1990-nucleotide messenger RNA. RefSeq names its product cytochrome P450, family 19, subfamily A, polypeptide 1b (gene cyp19a1b). Gene Ontology annotation, biological process: response to estradiol; female gonad development. The record is from RefSeq and is a predicted model, not a curated record. Gene Ontology annotation, molecular function: aromatase activity; iron ion binding; heme binding. NCBI's taxonomy places the organism in Eukaryota, Metazoa, Chordata, Actinopteri, Gadiformes, Gadidae. Bases 98 to 1717 code for a protein of 539 amino acids. The transcript is spliced from 9 exons. Gene Ontology annotation, cellular component: endoplasmic reticulum.
AGAAGGAUCCUCACGCAGGUGGCCCAUUGCAGAAACAGCAGCUUCUAGCACAAGGAUUAUUGUAGAACAUGAAAGGUGUGUUCCAGACAGGGAAGUGAUGUCUGUGGGGUCCCCGGUCACGCACCCCGCAGCAGAGGGCUCUGUGUCCGGAGCCACCGGCGGGAUGCUGCUGCUGCUGUGCCUGCUGCUCUGGGCCGCCUGGAGCCGGAGGAGAACCGGCCCUCCAUCGCUGCCCGGGCCAGCGUUCUGCGGCGGGAUCGGGCCCCUCCUGUCCUACUGCAGGUUCAUGUGCACCGGGAUAGGAACUGCCAGCAACUACUACAACGAAAAGUAUGGCAGCCUGGUGCGCGUCUGGAUCAACGGAGAGGAGACACUCAUCCUCAGCAAGUCCACUGCGGUGUACCACGUCCUGAAGAGUGCUCACUACACUGCCCGCUUCGGCAGCAAAAGGGGGCUAGAAUGCAUCGGCAUGGAAGGCAGAGGGAUCAUCUUCAACAGCGACGUUCCCCUCUGGAAGAAAGUGAGGGCAUAUUUUUCUAAAGCUCUGACUGGCCCCGGGCUCCAGAGAACCGUGGGGAUCUGUGUUCGCUCCACGGCAGAGCACCUGGACCGGGUGCAGGAGAUGACGGACGCCUCCGGCCACGUGGACGUCCUGAACCUGCUGAGGUGCAUCGUGGUUGACAUCUCUAACCGGCUGUUCCUCAGGGUGCCCCUGGAUGAGAAGGAGCUUCUAUUGAAGAUUCACAACUACUUUCAGACCUGGCAAUCAGUUCUGAUCAAGCCCGAACUGUUCUUCAAAUUCGGAUGGUUUACCAAUAAGCACAAGAAAGCAGCGAAAGAACUCCAGGAUGAAAUUGAGAAACUGAUUGAGAUGAAAAGGAAGACACUGGCUGAAUCUGAAAAGCUGGAUGAUCACCAUGACUUCACGUCAGAACUCAUCUUCGCUCAGAACCAUGGUGAGCUGUCGGGAGAUAACGUCAGACAGUGUGUGCUGGAGAUGGUGAUCGCAGCCCCAGACACACUGUCCGUCAGCCUGUUCUUCAUGCUCAUGCUGCUCAAGCAGAACCCCGAGGUGGAGCUGAUGCUGGUGGAGGAGAUGCUCCAGGAAUUAGGCAGCAAGGAGGUGGAGCACAUGGACUUCCAGAAUCUGAAGGAGCUGGAGAAAUUCAUCAACGAGUGUCUGAGGUUCCACCCCGUGGUGGACUUCACCAUGCGCAAGGCACUGGAGGACGACGUCAUCGACGGCACCAGAAUCGCCAAGGGAACCAACAUCAUCCUCAACAUGGGCCUCAUGCACCGCACCGACUUCUUCCCCAAACCAAACGAAUUCAGCCUGGAGAACUUUGACAAAUUGGUGAGUACGGAGAGAGUUAUGAACGAAGGACAGAAACCCAGAGUCCAAUUUAUUGCAUGGGUGGAGGCAUCUCUCUCUCUCCUCUCACUGCAGGUGCCCAGUCGGUACUUCCAGCCUUUUGGCAGCGGUCCACGCUCUUGCGUGGGCAAGCACAUCGCCAUGGUGAUGAUGAAGGCCGUGCUGGUGACUCUGUUGACCCGCUUCACGGUGUGCCCACGGCGGGGCUUCAGCCUCAGUACCCUCCAACAGACCAACAACCUGUCUCAGCAGCCCGUGGAGGACGAGCGAGGUCUCGCCAUGCGGUUCAUCCCCAGGCCCGGCCGGUGGACCACGCCCACCUCCCCAACGACCGCUGAUCAAUAGAAUGAGGCAGCAUGAACCAAGCAGCCAUUUUGGUUCCCUGUUGGGUCUCAACAGGGGGCAACUGAAAUCCUAAUACCGCUGGUUAAAAUUACAAUAGCAACAAUUUGGGGAUACAGGAGACUGCUAUUUGUCAAUUUAAAAUGAGCUUGAAAUAGGAGAUUUUGUUUUCUAAGUUUAUUUCCAAUUAUUUCGAUUUUCUGUCAUUUCAUUUAAAAACAUCAUUUAAAAACAUAUUACUGGUACUUACUUAAUAAAACUCAUAUCUUAAACGUA